AUGUCCGUCCAGGUGCCACGCUGUUGGACCUGCAAUGCCGUAUUCGACUCCGUCGAGGCAGUGCGUAAGCACUAUGAGUCUGAGUACCAUACAAAUAAUGUUCGCCUUCGCGUUGACGGCAGGCGCCCGCUGACGACGCAGGAAUACAGACGUGUCCGAAUCGCGGAGCACGAUGAUGCCGAUGUGGAUGGACGACCGACUUUCGCAUGCAAGCUGUGCAAAAAGACAUUUCAUUCCGUGCAGACUCUCCAAGCUCAUGUUCGCUCAACAGCGCAUCUCAUGAAGAAGGAACAACGCAUCAUUGCACGUGAUUCAGACGCAAUGAGCGCUCUUACAAGUACCUCCUUGGGGAGUGCCGCGAUGGGCUUGCACCGCCGUCACAAUGCGAAGCGGGCAAAACCGCCAACCCAGGCAGCGAAAACCCGGUAUGUGGAAAAGGUGCAACUGGAUGAACGUGAGGAGGAUGUCAGUGAGGUGCGGUGCCUCUUCUGUGGCUGCCUGUCGGAUAGCGUGGAGGUCAACUUGCAGCACAUGAACGAUAUCCAUGAGUUCAGCGUGCCGCUUCCGCACAGGUGCCGUGACGUGGUAGGGCUCCUGGCGUAUCUGGCUCGCAAAAUGAACGGUCUCUUGUGUCUUGUUUGCGGUGAGAAAACUAGAGCGUUUGCCUCUCUAGAGGCGCUGCGGGCACACAUGCGGGAAAAGAACCAUGAGCGCAUCAUUCUUGGCCCAGAGUACGCCGAGUUCUAUAGCGUGAGCCUUGCCGACACCGACUGCGGCGCUCGGAUAGGCCCCAACGACACCGAGUUGGUUCUUCGCGACUCCCAACGCGUAGUUCAGCGCAGGGAGUGCGAGGUGCCUCGGCCAAGGAAAAAGGAAAGCGAAACACAAGCUGAGAAGCGACGUGCGAUUCUUGCGGCUGAUCAGGAGGCGAUGGCAAUGGCUCGGAAGGAGCGUCAGGAGGUGCUGCGUGUGCAAAACAAGGAGGCGCAAAAGAUUUUGAAGCGGCAGGAUGGCCAGUAUCAGGAUCACUUGCUCAGGGUGAAUCUACGAACAAACAAGCUGCAUCCAAAGGGGUACGAUGGAGAAGGUAAGUUGAACUAA
Molecule: messenger RNA, 1101 nt
Organism: Trypanosoma conorhini
Lineage: Eukaryota; Euglenozoa; Kinetoplastea; Trypanosomatida; Trypanosomatidae
Product: zinc finger protein, conserved
Exons: 1
Coding region: 1-1101 (366 amino acids)
Biological process (GO): ribosomal large subunit biogenesis
Cellular component (GO): preribosome, large subunit precursor
Molecular function (GO): nucleic acid binding; zinc ion binding
Source: RefSeq, a predicted model, not a curated record